This is a messenger RNA of Danaus chrysippus (African queen), 465 nucleotides long. NCBI's taxonomy places the organism in Eukaryota, Metazoa, Arthropoda, Insecta, Lepidoptera, Nymphalidae. The record is from the annotation of a GenBank genome assembly.
AUGGCAAAAGCAAACAUGGUGUGGACUGCUUACAUGUUUGUGAGCUGUUUUUUAAUUUCAAACGCUUACCGGUUGCCCGUGCAAGUAUACGAAAUAAGAAAGACUAGAGAUAGAGAUCCCAGGGUUGAUAUACAAUAUUAUGACCCAGACUUAGAGAGAAUCGGUAUACCUAAUAACAAUCAGAGGAAUAUUGACGAAUUAGCAAACUAUAUUAUCGAGAGCUUGAAGCGUGUGCCUAAGAAUUACGAAGAUACCAGAAGUGUCGAAGAAGAUGGUGUGUUUGUAGAUGAAACGAGAAGUUUGCCUGUUGUUAUAGUUCCUAAUGACAGAAUAGUUUAUCGCAAAAAACCUACAGACUACAGGGUUCUUCAUAACCUUUUACACUCUGCUCUCCGAACAAAUGAUGCUGAAGACAGAACGGCAGCACCACGACACCGUGGUACCUAUGAUAAAGAUGAAUACUAA